UUUGCGUUAUUUUAUAAUUCAUCUUCGUCUGGGAGAUAUCGAGCUUUUAUAAAGUCAUGAUGUCUGAUAAAAAUAUGGAAUUGCUGGUUACCAGGACAUCAUUAAAUGUAGCCAGGCUCCCGAUAGCACUUUGUACAAAUAUCUUUCAUAGAUCUAGAUGCAGGAAAAACAUUGCUAGCGGCUUGGCCCAACACUGCAUGCAUUGCUUUUUCCAAAACCAAGCUUCGGAGCUCAGUGAAAGGAAAAACAGCGAGGAGUAAAACUGAAGGAGUCGGCUAAAACUGGAGGAGUCACGUAAAUAAGGAUUUCCAUUAUUACUCUUGAAUCUUACAACGUGAAGUGAUAUCCCUUAGCAACUAGAGGAAGAUCUACCUCCGCGGUUUGUAAGUGUAAGAAUUCUUUUACGUUAAAGGUAUUUUUAUAUUCCGAACAUCGCAGAUUGUAGAAAGAACACUAGGAAAUAAAUCAUUUAAGUGGACAUAAUUUAGGCGCAAUGACAGGUAUCUAAAGUCCCUUCUGAAAGAAGACUUUGUCAAACGUUCUGUUAUUAUUUUCAUUUGCAGGCAAAAGCAUGGCUUCUUUGGUAUUGGUAACAGCAUUUGUCCCAAUGGCACUUCAUGUUAUUUCAAUUCCAGCCGUAAACAUCACGGCAGAUGAUGGGAUGACAAUGGAUGAUUUAGAAAAUAAUAAAAAGUGUCCAGAUGUUAUCAAAGUCAAGUGGAAUGAGCUCCAUGCUAGAGAGCCCCAUGUGAUUAAACAAGUCAGCGGUAAUCGAACUUUCUACGAUGGGUUGUUUCCAUUAAAUUUGCAAUCUAUGCUAGAAAAUUGUUGUCCAUCUUCUGAGAUAAAAUACGUUGACGUGGAUCAGGCUGAUAUUUUCCUUCCCGUGAUCCUAAACUACAAGGAAAGUGGCCUAAGUUCUCAGAGCAAAGUAGUUCCCAUACUUCCCAACACAGGGGUCGCGUUUGUCGUCAAGAGGGCUGACAGAAAACACCUUCCCAUUAAAAUUUUGUCCUCCAUCUUCAGUUCUUGGCCCGUGCUAGUGUUAACAUUGUUAUUGUCUGUGCUGGCAGGAAUCGUCGCCUGGAUACUGGAUACCAGGCAAAAUACAGAGGAAUUUCCCCUGAGCUUCGUUCAAGGAUCAUGGGAGGGAUUUUGGUGGGCUUUUGUGUCCAUGACAACAGUCGGCUAUGGUGAUCGCUGCCCAAAGACUAUCUCAGGGAGAUUGUUUGCCAUCAUCUGGAUUUUAACUGGGAUUUGCAUGUGUUCCAUUUUCACUGCCAUGUUAACAACCUCUCUUACUACAAUCAGCUUGGACACUAUGAUUCCCCUCCCUCAGGCAAAGGUGGCGGCUGUCUUCGGCUCCAUUGAGGCUACAACAGGCUUUCAAAGACAAGCUCAAGUUAUACGAGUCCACAGCAUUAAAGAGAUCCAAGAGAAAAUUUUGGAAGGGGAAGCCAUAGGAGGACUCAUGGACAGCUUCACCUUGAGUCACUAUCGAGACUAUUUCCCAGCAAAUGAAUUCAAAGUACAAGAAGUGAUCGCUCAAGAAUACCUGGAAUAUGGUGCACAGAUUGAAAACCCUUCUCUGGUCAACCUGGUCAAAUGUUUGAAAAACUUGCGCUUUUCUGAUGAGUCUGAAAUGUAUGAAUACGCUGAAUUGUAUAUGGGGAAAUCAACCAAGAGUAGCUUAGAGGAGUCAAUGACGCCAAACGACCGAACAAUCGGUGUAGAUCCGGAAGGUCUACUGUUUUAUCCAGCAUUGUUUACUUGUCUGGGGAUCCUCACCUUCUUUCUUAUCUCCGGUGCUACCUGGGAACUGUGCCGAAGGACACGCAUGCGAAAAAGUGAACGAGGAGCCACUGAAAAGUUGAGCCUACAGGCAUCCAGUGAGGAAGAUGCUCAAACACAGAAAACGAAUGCUAUGCUCAGGGAAUUUGAAGAACAGGUUGCUGGAGACGUCAGGAAAGCACUCAAGUCUUUGCGGCAGAAUUUUAGUGACAGUUUUCUACGCCCCUAUAAAAACUGCAGUAGCGAGACUCAGGAAACCUGGACGUCAGUUUAAGGCUUUAUAAACAUCGUCUGCAAUAUCUUAUGAUAUACUGAACAAAAGAAAAAUAAUGAAGCGACAAACAAAGAGCAAACCAAGGAAAAAGCAAAGGAAAAAGCAUAGAACCAAAAAAAUCACUGCUGGAAUUCCUUCACUCGCCCAAUUUGGGGUAACUUAAGGGUAUAGUUAGCGUCAAGACAAAGUAAUUUAGAACAUAUAGGGAUGCCUUUUUCAGGCUAUUUGUUCAGCUUUUUAAUCCAAUCAUGGUUUUGUUUUAGAUUUUCUACAAUUUCGUACAAUGCGCUCUCCUACUAUCUUUAAGGUAAAUAGGAGUUGCUUCUCUGUAGCCAUUGAGUAUUAGAAAUCUAGUAAUCCCUCGAGGCUGUAGAAAUAGUAAAAUCUCUGGUUAACAGCACUCCUUUCAGAUCCUUAGCUACCGUAAUAAUUUUGCUUUCCCAAUCUCUAUCCUUUAAUAGGGGCGGCACAUACCUGUAUAGCUUAUGUCGAGGGAUGCAAUCAAACCUGUCAUAACAGCCUUGCUUUCGUUACUAUGAACAGCUUGCCGAAAAUCAUUCCUCUAAUCUAUUGUUAAGAUAACCUGUUUAUAAAGGUCAUCUGUAUAAAGACUCCCACAAUUUCACUAUCACGUACCUUUAUUAAACGGUCACCAAUGUAAGAAACCAUAGCGAACGUAUCAUACCAAGCUUUACUCCACGGCUUGUUAUUAAAAUUGUAGCUAUCAGGGACGGGGUGUCAGUAGUACUAUCAACGAUACUACAUUUCAACGCC
Molecule: messenger RNA, 2839 nt
Organism: Stylophora pistillata
Lineage: Eukaryota; Metazoa; Cnidaria; Anthozoa; Scleractinia; Pocilloporidae
Biological process (GO): potassium ion transmembrane transport; action potential
Cellular component (GO): voltage-gated potassium channel complex; membrane
Molecular function (GO): delayed rectifier potassium channel activity; ligand-gated monoatomic ion channel activity
Source: RefSeq, a predicted model, not a curated record